This is a messenger RNA of Gadus morhua (Atlantic cod), 4772 nucleotides long. It is a transcript of the gene nes, whose product is annotated as nestin. NCBI's taxonomy places the organism in Eukaryota, Metazoa, Chordata, Actinopteri, Gadiformes, Gadidae. Gene Ontology annotation, cellular component: intermediate filament. Gene Ontology annotation, molecular function: intermediate filament binding; CCR5 chemokine receptor binding. Gene Ontology annotation, biological process: positive regulation of intermediate filament depolymerization. Bases 258 to 4082 code for a protein of 1274 amino acids. The record is from RefSeq and is a predicted model, not a curated record. The transcript is spliced from 4 exons.
AAGCAAAGCCUCUCCCUGGCAGACACACAACAGGAGCAGUCACGCCUUGUAGGACCUCUCACCGCGCACACACACACACCCACACACACACCCACACACACACACGCACAUACAUUGACAUUACAAUACAUUAGAUUGAGAUACGCUCAUGCCUUGGCCUGGUAUCCGAGGAUAGAAGAGAUAGGAAUUGAAUGUGAUCGGUUCUCCGCUGUCGUCUGAAUCGUGCCCCAGAGUCGAGGCCUGAAUCUCGGAGCAGCAUGGAUCUCCAACCACCGUCUCGGCCCCACCGGUGCGGCGGGCAGCCCCGGGGGGGAGAGGGGCCCCAGAUGCUGGGCCUUAACCGACGACUGGAAGCCUACCUGGGCCGGGUCCAGCAGCUGGAGGGGCAGAACCACCUGCUGCGCAGGGAGAUCCAGGCCCUGAGACAGGGCCAGCAGGAGGAGCGUUGGGGCUGGCCCGGCCUGGACAAGGAGCUGGGGAGGGCCAGGGCGGAGGUGGAGGCGGCCUGUGGGGAGCGGGACCGCGUGGAGCUGGAGGCCGGCUGCCUGGCACGGGAGCUCCAGGAGCUGGGGCAGCAUCGGCAGUGGCUGGCCCAGGCCCAGCAGGAGGUCCAGGCUCAGCUGGAGGACAGCGCGCGGGAGCUGGAGCAGGAGCAGAGGGCUCACAUGUGGCUCCGUGAGAAGGUGGAGCAGCUGGAGCAGGAGAUUCACCUCCAGAUCCAAGGCCACCAGGAGGAUGUGGAGCACCUGGAGGCCUCCCUGUGCUCAUCCAGACCGGCUGCGGGUGCGCCGUUCCCAGGCCCAGGCCAGCAGGCGCCCAGCGUCCUGGAGCUGGGACAGGAGUACUCCGCCAGGGCCACCCAGGCCUGGGCCGAGGCGGACGAGGCCUACCAGAGCCAGGUGCUCCGGCUGGAGGAGUCCCUGGACCAGGCCAGGGCCCAGCUGAACGAGGUGGGGCAGGAGAGGAGCCAGAGCCAGCAGAAGCUCCGCUUUCUGGAGAAGGAGCUGGCCGUGGCACGGGAGGUAAUGGCUGGUCUGGAGAGGAACAUGUCCCAUCAGGAAGACACACAUCACCAAGAGCUGCAGCACCUCCAAGGGCACCUGCAGGAGCUGGAGUGCAAGAAGGGGGAGCUAGGGGAGCAGAUGGAGCGUCUGCUGGAGGACAGUCAUCGUCUGCUGCAGCACAAGACGGCCCUGGGCCUGGUGGUGACCACCUACAGAGCUCUAUUAGACAAAAAAGAACGCACGCCUGCAGUGAAAGCACCAAGAAACGUUUACAUCACAGAUUCAAGACAAAAAGGUAUGAGGAGCAAUUACCGCACACAGGUGUCUGCACCCAGGCACUAUGCCAGUCAACGCUCAUCUUUCAAUGGAGUGCACGAUAAAUCAAGAUCCCCUGUUACCACUAAAACCUCCUGCGGGCUGCCUAGAUCCUCCGUGUGGGACAGAACCCCCCCAAAACAACACAACACAACAUCCUCGGCCGGGGGUCUGGUCGACGACAGGAACCCAGAGAAGUGUGUCACAAGUGUGACCUUGUAUCCAAAGAUACAGCGGAACGGCACAGAGGAGCACUUCAGGCACCAGGAGGUGCACGAGGAGGUGACCUACGCCGAGCCCCUGUCUCCUCCCAAUGAGCAGGAGGCCCUUGAGGAAUCUUUGGUUCAUCAACCAACUAUGGAGAGUCCCGUCAUGCACUCGAUGAUCAGCUGUAAGGUGGAGUCCGGAUUGAACACUUUUAAACCUGCUUUCAAUGCUGAGGAAAAACAUUGGCAAAUUCCCAUAAAAGAAAAAGCCAUAUAUCGUGUUGACACAGAAGAGAGAUCAGCACCUUUCUUGGACAAGAAUAGGGAAAAUUAUUCAAAGCCCACUCCUUUUGAUGCUUGGGUGGAGCCAGGGCAGGCAUUAGGGGAUACCUCAGACUCUGAGGCCGAAGCAGUGUACGAGCCAAGAGUGGGAUCCAACACAAGCGACCUAGCUUCCGAGGGAGAGCCUGAGGCAAGUAUCUUCGACCAGGUGGUCUUCAACCCAGAGGAGAAUGCCGCAGGCAUCCAUGCAGAUGGCUCGCUGCUCCGCAAGGUUCAAAGCGAGAGUGAAGAUAAGCUGUACCCUGACGGAGAAGAAAUGGACACCUGGGAUAGUGUCAUAGAGAGAAAGGCGGAGCUGAAGAAAGAACAGAGCUUGGAAAUGGACACCCGACAUGCAGAACCGGAAGAUAUGUCAGCAAGGGAGCCAGGGCAGCAAGAAGUGGCAAAAGUGAAUGUAGUUGCCUUUACGGAAGAAGAUGUUCAUUCAAGCUUGAUUGUUACACCCACUGGGACACAAUUCAGCGACACCAAUCAAGACCAGAUCCCACUUUUGGAGCAAGGGCAAGAAAAUGUAAACAAUGAGGAAGAGGAUGAAGAGGAUGAGGACUCUCAGAAUGUGUCUGUAUCAUGGAGGACGGAGGUUGAGAGUGACAGUUACGCACAGGACAAUACGUUGGCCGACACCCGACCCCUGAUCCAGUACAAGAGCGAUGAGGCUGACGGAAACAACCAGGCCUCACACUGUGAUGAUCUGGAAUCGAGCGAUGGGGAAGACAAGAUGGAGGCUGGAGGAACAGGAAGUGGAACCUGGAGUGACGGCAAGUCAAAGAGAUUUGGAACCAUGGACGAUCUGUGCGAAGAGACGGACGAGGACGCAGAGAAAGUGGGCUACGACAUGAGCUAUGCUCACGGUGACGACCAGGAUGUUGUUACAAAGGAGCAUGCCACAUUGAGAACAGAUUGUGAAGAGGAAAAGGAACAAGUUCAAAUGAUUAUGAAAGACGGCCGAGAGCAUUCAGAUGAGGAGACAGAAGACCUCACCCAGCGGGUGAUACCCAAGAAAUACUCGAAUGUGAAUAUGGAUUACAGUGAAGAUUUAGAGAAUGUGGACAGACUAGUGGAGCUAGAGUUGGAGGGCUUGUCCACCACCACAUAUACUGCACACUUUGCAAAGCAUCAGGCUAGCAAGAGUGAGAUAGCAACGUCCAUCCAGGAAGCCAAACCACAAGGGGUCGGCGAGACAAUCGGAGAGGAAAUGUUUAUCCGUGUAGAGCAUAGCAUGAAGGCGCACCAGGAACUUCUUUCAACCAGCGCCACAAACGAUAGGCCCAAUGAGCAGCUGUUCCUUGAUGACACCCAAUACAUUCAGGAUGAGGAUGAGGAAGCCAGGAAUACUCUGAUCACAGAAAACAACGAUAGUAAUGCGGCCAUUGUAACAGACGAUGAAUCUGUUGCAAUUGACUUCAAUGAGGGGUUUGAUGGCCAGGAGAUCAUCGAUGACUGUGUUAUGGAGCUAUCAAACGGCUCAGGAGAUGAGUCCCCCAAUGAUAGCCCAUACCGACCACCCAUUUCCACCGAGCAGGGAACUUCAGACCUUCAAGAUGCCUUGGUAGAGGCAACGGUCUAUCAUGAGCUACACAAGGCUGAAACUGUGGAGGAAUCUGAAGCUCCUCCAAAGCAUUCUGUGGAUGUUGAUACAGACCAAGAGGUUUGUUCAGUAGCUGCACAGAUAGUGAAAUGGGAAGGUAUAGGGAACCCUGCUGAGGCUACUGGUCAGUUUGCAGCAGGUGAAAGGUGUGAGAAUGUGGAAGCCACAACUGAAAGCAAUUUGGAUUUCCCUGAAGCCAUGCAAGACGAGAGGGAUAUUCUUCAGGUAAAGAGCUCAACAGAAUCUAUAAUGACAAAUUAUAAAAUCGAAAAAGACCUUCACAGUUUCUCCAGCUCAGAUGUAGAUGCAGAUUUCUUGGGUUCUUCUGUGUUGACGGGUGCCAACUAUCAACCAAAAUCUUCCUUUCAAGAAGCCACUGGGGAAGUUAGUCCGAACCACAGCCAAGGUGACAACCUAGUUUUGGGUAGUUUAGACGAACAGCAUGUAGCGAUGGGGAUCUCAAGGAUGGAGGGGGGCAUGGCUACAAGCCAGGUUACCAAGGGAGAGUUUGAGCAGAGGUCCUCAGAGAGGAAGCUGUAUGAAUGCAAGGAUGCCGCUGAGGAGGGCCUGACUCAUUCAGAGGACUCUGAAGAAGAGGGCCAUUCCUGGUCCUCUGGGGAGGAGUAGGUAUUCAGUGGAUCCUUUAGCAAUAAAGAAACAGUUGAUCAAGUCAUAUUCAGUGCUAUUGAAGUGUGUGAAAACAUAUUGCUGCUAGGUGCUACUGUCCAACUAAAGUUUGCCAUCGCUCUGGCUGUUUAACUGUAAUAAUGCUGUUAUUUAAUUUCCUGUUAAAACAACCAUUUCUCUUGCUAAAAUAACAAGGUAUAUCGUUCUGUCUUUGUUGUGGGCUGAAUCAAAGAAACCUGUUCAUUGCUACCAAGGGUGAAAGACCUAUUGACAGAGCAAAGGGUUACCUUUGAGCAUUUGUCUUAUUGAUCGCAGCCUAAUCUGAUUGAGAUGAGGGCUGGAAAUUCAAAAGCUCAGAGGCGUGGUGUCAAGGAUCCGCUGUCUCUGAGGAAAUAAGACUAGGCUAGAAUUUCUAGCAGGGAAUCAGCCCAUUACACUCCAUUAUAAUCAACCAUCCGCCCUGUGUGCAUGUCUCAAGGUGUAUCGAAGGAGUAAGUUUCGUUUAUUUUAAACAGACUUGUGGGCAAUGCUUAGCCCAAUAGCUUUAAAAACUAUACUAUUGGAACAUUUUAAUGUUUGAGGAAUUGAUGUCAUUCUAUUGCUUAAGCUACGCAGAUACUUAAUAAAGUGUGGCAUUGCCUUGGUACUUAUUUGUUUGAAUAAACUGUAGAUUCAAGAAACAUUCUAUGA